AUGAAUACAUUCGCUAAUCUAAAGACUAAAAUCAAACAAGUUAAUUUCAAUAAAAUCACUAAUAAAGCUGCAAACGUAGAUGCUUAGCAAGACCAGCAAAAUCAUAAUAAUCCAUAUGUAGGAUCAAAUCCAGAUACCGCCUAGUCAACUGAAGCAUCGCAAGCGAACUUAGUUCAAUAAAUGAACCAGAAUGAUAAGACCAAUCAACCUUUAUAAUCUCCAUCUUCUUCCUAAUAACAAAAGCAACAACCUGCAUAGAAGACUACAGUUACCUUUUCAAUUCAUACAAUGGGCGAAUUUUCUCAUGAAGAACUUUAAUAAGUCAUUAUAAAAUAUGAUUCAGAGUACAAAAGAAUGAAAAAGACAUAACAAGAUUAAUAGAGUAAUUUAAAGUUGAUUGAAGACAGAGCUUUAAAAGCUGAAAAAGAAUGCUCUUCCCUUAGAGACUAAGCAAUGUGCUAUCAAGAAAACGUUGAGAGAUUAAAAGAGCAUGUGUAAAACUUAAUGAAUGAAGGUGAAAGUUCAAAGAAGGAGAAAAUUUAAAUAAUGAAGCAGCUUAAUGAUCUACAAGAGCAUUAUGAUAAAUUCAAGUCAGAUCAAGAAUAAUAGCAUUAGGAUAAAGAUAAUAAUUAUAAAAAAGAGAUAGAGAAGCUUAAUAAGACAAUUUAAGAACUUUAAAGUAAACUUUUAGUAAUUGAGUAGAUCCAAGAAGCAAAUGGGGAUGAUACAAAAUUAUCUCAGAUUCAAUCUUAGCAAUUUUCUGAUUUUGAAAAUUAGAUCAAAGAGCUUAAAGAAUAAAUAGAAAAGCUAGAAAAUGAUCAUUAGUCAAAAUUGCAAGAAAUAGGUGAUGAAUUAAAAGAUAGAAACUCUUCGAUUGAGGAUUUAAAUCAAUUAGUAUAAGAAAAACUAAAUCAAAUACAAGAUUUUGAAUUACAACUUAGUAAUGCAAGAAAUGAUCUUAAGAUUAAACAAGACUAGUUGAUAAAAAAAGAGAAACUUAAUGAGUAAUUUUAAAAGAAACUUGCAGAUUUGAUGAAUUAAAAACAAGACUAUCUUGAUAAAAUUGAAUCAUUAGAGGGCUUAUUAAAAUUAAGUGAAGAAAAAAUUACUUCUCUGAACGUGGAAAAUGACAGUUUCAAUGGUGCUUAGAAUUAGAUAGUUCAUUAGAAAGAUCAGGUUAUUGAAAAAAUUAAUGAAGAACUAAAGUAAGCAAAGUCUACAGCUAAAUCUUAAGAGACAAUGAUUUCAUAUUUCAGGAAAAAAAUUGAAGAGAUUCAAAAAUAACUAGAACAGGAGAAAAAUGAUAGGCUUAACCUUUAAAGUGAAAUAAGAAGAAUUGAGCAUCUAUCUUCAAGACAUUCAAGUCCAAGAGAUGAGGAAAAUGAGGAUGAAGAAUUCAAUGAAUAUAAGAAAACUUAGGAUCUAAUAAAUAAAGCUUAAAACAUUAUUGACGCAAGUAAUCCUUAAAGAGUUAUAAAUACUGAAGAAAGAAGAACUGGCAGAUCUAAUAGGCAAAUAAAUAGCUCAGUAAAUCUUGAUGAUGUAUAAGAUUUCAAGGUCAACUUAAAUGAGAAACCAAAAAUAUAAACAUCACAUAGGUCCAAUAGCAAAGUGAAAAGUAUGUCCUCUAAUCAAGUCAAUCUUGAAGCAUAAAACCAUUAGCUUCUUGAAGAUCUUAAGAAACUGAGAGAGGAAUAUGAUAAUUUAGUUAAAGACUUCAUGGAGUUUAAAAAGGACAAAACUUAACUUGAAGAUGAACUUGCUGAAGAGAAACUAAAAUUAGGAGUUGAUAAGAAAAAAUGGAAUGAGCAAGAGGAAAAAAUGUAGCAACAAGAAAAAAAAAUAGAUGAGUUGCAAAAAAGAAGAGAAAUGGCAUAAAGAGAAAUAAAAGUUCUUAAUAUAAAGCUGCAAAAACUAAGCAACCAAUCAACCUCUAGUAGUAAUGUGAAUAAUUCCUCAACAAUUUCAAAUUAACAGUAAUAGCUUAAUGAGGAAGUAAAGUAUUAAUAGCAACAAAUUACUUCACUGAAAUAAAAUUAAAUAUAUAAUUAACAAUAAUGUAAAACUGUUGCUACUGAAGAUUCAUAGUCUAGACAUUCUAAUGCAGAUUUAAGUUAAUAAUACUUUGGUUUAGAUAAAUUGAGAAAGAUUAAAAGAGAAAUGGAAAUGUUCUAUAAAGAUCUCAUUAAGAUUCUAUUUAUGGAUCAGGUUGAUAAAGAUGUUGCUAUUCAAAUGGAAAAGAGAAUUAACAAUCUUAUCAUGAGUGUUAAUGAUUAGAUAGAUGAAAUUGAAAUUAGACAAUAGCAAGCAUAAAUGAAUGGAUUGUUAAGUCCUAAAAACAUUAAGGAUAUUAAUUAAUCAACACAAUAGCAAGAUCUUUAAAGAAAAUAGCUACCAGCUAGAGCUAAUUCUAGUGAUGUGAGAUAAAUGCCAUAAAGCAGAUCAAAUAUCUAGCCUCAGUAAUAAUUGAAGAAUAUGAUGAACAAUAUUCUUGGUGGAAAUAGCCAUAAUACCUAAUCCUCGACCUCUAAUCCUUAUUCACAGCCAUAAUUUAAUAAACCAUCACUUGGUGGAGGAAGUUUUAUCGGAAAUUCAUCAAAUAUCCCUCCUUUAGGCUAACAAUUAAGCGGAAGCAAAAUAGGACUGCCACCAUCAUCGGGAGGAAGCAGCAGUAAGAAAGAUCACAUGCCAAUUAAAGGUGUCCAUAACAACAAUCGUUGA
This is a messenger RNA of Stylonychia lemnae, 2721 nucleotides long. The record is from the annotation of a GenBank genome assembly. Lineage: Eukaryota; Ciliophora; Spirotrichea; Sporadotrichida; Oxytrichidae.